UGUGUCGCUCUGCACACACUGUCCCCACGACCGUGUGUCACUGUGUGUCACUGUGUAUGUGCGAGUGAGUGUGACUCUGUGUGUGUGUGUGUGUGUGUGUGUGUGCGCGAGCGCUCUGCCUGCAGUGUUACCGAGCGCCGCUCCCGCAGCGCUUUCAUUUGCGCGCAUCACUAGGCGGACAUGUGAUGUGGUGAGAGAGAGAGAGAGAGAGAGAGAGAGAGAGAGAGAGAGCAGAUCGACCUGGAGCUCCUGUCCACUCCUGUCCAGUCCGUCCAGUCCGGCCACUGCGGCCACAUUCGCUGUUUGCUUGUUUCCGUGUGAACUUGACCGCCUGCUGAAGAGCCCUGAAGAUGAACCCGCCGUGCGCGCGAUGUGGUAAAAUAGUGUAUCCGACCGAGAAAGUGAACUGCCUGGAUAAAUAUUGGCACAAGGGAUGCUUCCACUGCGAGGUGUGCAAGAUGACCCUCAACAUGAAGAACUACAAAGGCUAUGAGAAGAAGCCUUAUUGCAGCGCGCACUACCCAAAGACGUCUUUCACCAUCGUGGCAGACACACCCGAGAACCUGCGGCUCAAACAGCAGAGUGAACUCCAGAGUCAGGUGAAGUACAAGAAGGACUUUGAGGAGAGCAAAGGCAGAGGGUUCAGCAUUGUGUCGGACACACCUGAGCUCCAGAGACUGAGGAGGACCCAGGAGCAGAUCAGUAAUGCGAAGUACCACGAGGACUUUGAAAGGACAAGGGGGCGGGGCUUCACGCCAGGCAUGGAUGAUGCCGGACAGGGGCGGUUGCGGCGGAACAACCAAAUGGUGAGCGACAUGAGAGGGAUGCACCAACACGCGAUGGAGACCGACCGGAGGCCGGGCAUCAUCGUGGCCCCAGUGCUCCCCGGGGCGUACCCUCCAAGCGGACACAGUCAGGGCUACGGCUACAUGCACCAGACCAGCACGUCCUCCAUGAGAUCCCUGCAGUCCCCUCCACACGCCGCCCCCAUGCAGAGAGUGUACCGCGCCAUCUACGACUACACGGCGCAGGACCAUGACGAGGUGUCCUUCCGGGACGGCGACAUCAUCCUCAACGUGCAGCCCAUCGACGAAGGCUGGAUGUUCGGAACGGUGCAGAGGACGGGCAGAUCCGGGAUGCUGCCCGCAAACUACAUCGAAGGCAUCCGCUAGAGCCGGAGCCGCGGAUCUGGCCGCGGUUCCGGUUCCGGCGGGCAGACGCGCGCGCGAUCCGUGCGGCACUAAUUCGUAGCAGUAGAGGUCGGCUCGGUUGAACAGCGCUCGUGGUCAGCUUUGGUCCUGGACACCUUCGCUCCUGCGCAGGGGUUCGAAAUGCCACGGAUGACUUCACGCACCCUUCGGUCCAUUCGAUAGAGAGAAAGAACAAUCUGGAAGGCGUGAAAGAGGACUCGAUCGUAGAGGAUGUUCCCAGGAGCACAGCUGAUCACCCUUUCUAUACUUCUCCACAAAUGCCCUCCGUGACCAGACCUGCCGCAACUAUAUUUCUGCAUCUCAUCUUUAUUUUUUACAAAAAAAAUGUGGGGGAUAAUUAUUUUUCAGUACUAACUAGUGCAAACGAGCCAUCGAGGAGCUGAGAUCUAUCUUUCAAACUUUUCUCUUUAAAACACACCUCGUUAAGCUGUUUGCAAGUUAUUAACACGUAGAAGUUUUGUAAAAAGCCGCUCCGCUACAGUUGGUGUGGCGGUCGGGGUCACUACUGGCCACGAGCUCCGUUCGGCAUUAUUCUGCCCGCCUUUCGUCAACAACGUUCGCGAGAACAGGUUCGACUCGAAUCUGGACGUCGUUUGUAGUUGAGCUGCACAAAGGAGUUGGGCUUUUUAUCAACCAGUUGGGUCUUUGAACGGCUUUUUCGCUAUAAAGAACCGGGCCCUCGUUUUUUUGCCAUGCGACGGUUGACAUUUAUGACUCAUAGAAAGCUGAUUUCUAUCGAUGCUGUCGAGCACUGCAAUCACUUGCCUUGUUAUUGUUUGAAGUUGUAUGAAAAUGUACCGGGUUCGGGGCAGUUCAAUGCGUUCCUGCAUCCCAAAUGUCAAGCGGUAAUUUUAGACUUCGUUACGGUUGCUGUGCACACGGAUGUGGAAGCGCAUGUUACAGUAACACCGUCACCAGGACAUCAGCUGCGUGUUAACAAAACAAAUUGUUUGCUACGGGAUGGUUUUAUGUUGCUAGUGAUGUUUAGCAUUUCUGCAUUUUAGUUAUUAGCUUUAAUUAGUUCAAGCUGGUGACGAACUCACGAGGACCAAUAUGACAUAUAACAGCAUCAUUAGUUAAGUACUGAAGCCGAAUGAAGCUUUCCAGACAUGGAAGAUCAUUAUUCGCUUAAUCCACAUGUAAUAAAGUAACUUUAAAGAAAAAAAAUGCAUCUAUGUAAUAUGUUUUGCAGUGUUUGAACAUAAUCACUUGUGACCGUUUUGAUUUACGUUCCUGUCUGGGAAUCAGUGUCACGAAUUGUUAGCUGCAGUGUAAUAUGUACAAAUAAACAGCUUUCUCA
Molecule: messenger RNA, 2511 nt
Organism: Scleropages formosus (Asian bonytongue)
Lineage: Eukaryota; Metazoa; Chordata; Actinopteri; Osteoglossiformes; Osteoglossidae
Gene: nebl
Product: nebulette
Exons: 7
Coding region: 351-1172 (273 amino acids)
Cellular component (GO): focal adhesion
Molecular function (GO): actin filament binding
Source: RefSeq, a predicted model, not a curated record